GGGAGAGUGUGAGUCAGAGAGAGAGAGAGAGAGAGACGGAGGAUGUCCUCCGCCGCCAUGGUGGUGGUCCUCGGGUCGUCUACAGCAUCCGACGUUAUCAGCUGUGGGGUGGUGGUGAUGGCGGCGACGUUGGGCGCCAACUUGCCCAUGUGUUGUUGUGGGUUGUCGUCAGUGGGUGGUGGUGAUGCCCACUUUUAGGGGCGGGAGUGUUUGUGUGUGAGUGCGUACUGCGCCCAUGUGCCGUUACAUAGCGGAUUGCGGCUGUAUAUAGGACGGCCAGGCCAGGCCAGAGUCCUGACAGGGAAAAAAAGGUCGAAGUGCUUUCGUGGGUUCUAAAAGUGCGGUGCGAACCCUGUUUUGGGCGAUCAAAGGAAAGCUUUGUUAUCAGUCUUAUCGUGUCUGGAUCGAGGAAGGAGUUCCAGUGGCAAAGCGGUUUUGAAAUCGAUCGGUUUUCGAAACUUUGAUUCCGUGGAACUUUCCUCGUCGGAGCGACGUCCGCAAUUUCCUCCAAAAAACAAAAAAAAAAAAACAAAAAACAACCAAAAGCAUGAGUUGGCUCACAACGAAAAGCGCAACAUAGGCCCCAUUCUUCCAAAGCAUAGUGGCAAACGACGCCCGAGUCUUGCAACAAGUACAAACUACACAACACUCUACACACUGGGAAGCAGCAACCAGGCAGCGAGCAGAAGCGGAAAAUCGAUUUCGAUUAGAGAUUUUCCCCCGGCCCAACCAACCAGCCCCAAACGCGCUUCUUGUGUGUGCAAGUGUGUGCGAAUCUCGGCGAGUGGAAAAGCGCGGAAAAGUCAUUCUUCCCUUUGGUGUUGUUGUGGAAAGUGAGUUGACGUCAGAAAUUCCAAGGAAAAUGACAGGAAAAAACUAACGCGGCAAGUCCCAAGGAUGAAGAUAAUAAUCGAUAUGAUUAUUCGUGGAAGCAAAACAAAACCGAUGCUUUACAACAGCGUCGACUAGGUGGAGCGUACAUACAUCUAGUACAUAUACCAAGUUGUCGGUGGAAAAGCUCGCCGGGGGGAGGGAAAGUGGAAGCAGCAGAGUGCUGUGUUAGUGUGCACACCCGUACAAUCCCAUUAGCUGGUCCUUGUUGUCUGCGUCGGCGAAGUGUCACCGUAUUGGUGAGCCAGUACCAGUACAUAGUGGAUCAAGGAGUAGGAGGAGGAGGAGGAGGUCAGGCGGAUAACUUCAAAGGUACCCCUAAGCUAUUGGCCGAUUAAGCCCACUGUGCGUGCCAUUGUUGGCUGUGUCACCAAAGCUUUCGCAAAACCAAACUCACAAUGGAACGGUGCAGUAGCAGCACCAGCUACAUGGACUACCACCGCCACUCGAUGGCAGGUAACAACUUUUGCUACCCGUACUCGCCCGGGAUGAUGCGAAACGGCGGAUCACCGUACCCGAUGGGAGUGGGUUCGGCCGCGCCACGGUACGGUAUGGCCGACUAUCGAUCCGGUGGAUAUUACGGUGAAGGGGGAUUCGACAAGUACUACGGCGGCAGUGGAGGGGGGUACCACGCGGGGUACGGUGCCAAUUAUUACGGGAACGGUUACGCGUCCUACCGAGAUUUCGGCUACAACGAUUACUACCAGGGAUCGGCGUUUGCUGGCCAUCACGGAGCUGGUGGCUACCACGGUCCAGCGGGUUCCUCGUCGCAUCUGUACGGUGGCCGGCAGUCGCUUCCGCUGGCAUUCCAGCGUGAAUCUUACUACCAUCAUCAGCGGGACCACCCCCACGGCAGCCCGUACGGCUUUGGUGGUAAUUACUCCGGUAAUCCGUACAAAGCUGAGUCCAGCAGCACGACUCCCAACUCGACAAAUUCCGGCGAUGCGGCGCUGUUUGGCGGCGCGCCGAACGGUAAUAGCUUCCAGCAUAGUCCCGAUUAUCCGUACGGUAGUUCCGGGGAUAGCCCGGGUGGGCCCGAGGGGAGUGGCAGCAGAGGGAGUGGGGGUGCGCCCGGCUACCCAACGUCGCCCUCGUCGUCCGCAAUGCCAAACGCAACAGGAUUUCCUCUGAGCAUAAAAGAUGCAAGAAUGCGAAAGUUGAAGGAGCGCAAACUGGCCAAAUCGUCGUCCUCUUACAGUCCCAGCGGUGGUGGUGGCAGCAGCACCUGCAGCAGCCCCAACCCGGUCGGGAGUAACGGGACCGGAAGUGGCGGGACGCAGCCGGGGGCCACCAACGGAGGACAUCGGCUGAAUGCACUCGGCCCCGACACCUUCGAGCACCACGAGCGUCCCGGUAAAAGCUCCCCGUCCAGCCGGCAUCCGUCGCCGGGUCGCGCCGCUACCGGCGGGGGCAGUCCACCAAAACGUUCCAAAAAGCAAACGUCCGCCAAACACGGCCGGGGAAGCUCGGCAGCCGCCACGGCAGACAACGACAAAUCCGGUGACCAUGCUGCUGCUGCACCGGCAAUGGCCACUCCGGACAAGAUCGUGACACCCCUACCCGGCUUCCAGCAGGCGUUCGGCUCGACGGAAAUAGGCAAAUUUUCCGAAGCAUUCUUCAACAGCAGUCCCGGUCCGACCGCCUCGGACAUGUUGGGUCAUCAACAUCCGGACGGGGCAGGCCACCACAACCAUCACCACCACCACCACCAUCCGCACCAUCAGCUGAUGAUGGACUCGCUGGCGGCGGCCACCGGCGGUGAAUCCGACGUGGAAACCCUCAGUCCCCAGCCGUGGGAACCGACCGGUCCCGGGGAUCCGUUCCACGAACCUGGUGGAAGCUCAACGUACAACCUGCAGAUCGGAACCAGCUUCCAUCCGUCGUACUACGAAUCGUCGUCGGCGGCGUACACGGCGACGGACCACGCGGCCGAUUCGCCGCUGGGGAACUACUUCAGCGAGAUGACCUGCGCUGACCAGUACGUGACUUAGGAUUGGAGGGGUGUUCUUUGGAGAUACUACUGAACCGUGCAACUAUACACUUAAAAAGAACCAUCGAAACACGCUGCUGCCGCUGAUGGUCACAUGUUCUUUCUGAUGUUUUUUUUUCAGUUCAAUAUUUUUUUGUAAAGUGGAAGUUUGAUAAAAUUCUACUAAUUUUAAUGGUUUUGAAUCUAAUUCCAUCUAGUUGCAAAAGCCAAAAGUACACAUAAACCAACUGUCAAACGCAAUGUCAAAAAGCGAUGGGGAAUUCGUAAAUGUUGUGGUGAGUUUCCAGUCUUUCGAAUUUAUCCUAAAAAUGUUUACCUGUGAUUUUAUUUCAUGUAUAUAUAUUUUAUCCAUUAUUUGACUAUUUUUUCGUUAUACGUAGGGGAGAGUGGGGAGACUUGAUCCCCGGGGACACUUGAUCCCAAGCCUGUAUCUCGUCAGUAUGUGGGUAAAACAAUUA
Culex pipiens pallens (northern house mosquito) is the source of this 3339-nucleotide messenger RNA. RefSeq names its product keratin, type I cytoskeletal 9-like. Bases 1290 to 2882 code for a protein of 530 amino acids. The record is from RefSeq and is a predicted model, not a curated record. NCBI's taxonomy places the organism in Eukaryota, Metazoa, Arthropoda, Insecta, Diptera, Culicidae. The transcript has 6 exons.